AUGCCGGCUGCCGACGCUGCUCCAAGGACGCUUUAUGAUAAGGUCCUCCAGGAUCAUAUUGUGGAUGAAAGACUUGAUGGCACAAUUUUGCUUUAUAUCGAUAGACAUUUGGUACACGAAGUCACUUCACCACAAGCGUUCGAGGGUUUAAAGAAUGCUGGACGACAGGUGAGACGGCCGGACUGUACUCUUGCGACAACAGAUCAUAAUGUCCCGACCACCUCCCGAAAAACAUUCAAGAAUAUCGAAACCUUCGUCGAGGUUGAAGACUCAAGAUUACAAUGCAUGACCCUCGAAGACAACGUAAAGGAUUUCGGGAUCACAUAUUUUGGACUUGGUGACAAACGUCAGGGUAUUGUCCACAUCAUCGGUCCGGAGCAGGGCUUCACACUCCCUGGCACAACUGUCGUUUGUGGUGAUAGUCACACAUCAACACAUGGAGCCUUUGGGGCUUUGGCCUUUGGAAUUGGUACAAGUGAGGUUGAGCAUGUACUUGCUACACAGACGAUCAUCACAAAACGAAGCAAGAACAUGCGGAUAAAGGUGGAUGGGCAGCUCACACCUGGUGUCAGUUCAAAGGACAUUAUUCUCCAUGCAAUUGGUAAGAUUGGUACGGCUGGUGGAACGGGUGCGGUGAUUGAGUUCUGCGGUUCGGCAAUUGAAGCUCUUAGUAUGGAGGCAAGAAUGUCGAUUUGCAACAUGUCAAUCGAGGGCGGUGCUCGUGCCGGUAUGAUCGCUCCGGACGAGACUACCUUCAAAUACCUAGAAGGACGCCCUCUUGCACCAGAACACGGCUCAGAAGAGUGGAAUAAGGCUGUUGCGUACUGGAAAAGUCUGAAAACCGACGAGGGUGCCAAAUACGAUAUUGAUGUCUUGAUAGACGCCAAGGACAUUGCACCGUCAGUCACUUGGGGAACUAGUCCAGAGGAUGUCGUUCCAAUCACUGGCAGCGUUCCGGAUCCAGAGACGUUUGCUACCAAGGAGAAGAAAGAAGCCGGUCGACGAAUGCUUGAAUAUAUGGGCCUCAAGGCGAACACACCAAUGGAAGAGAUUGUUCUGGACAAGGUUUUCAUCGGGUCUUGCACGAAUGCUCGAAUUGAGGAUCUCCGAGCUGCUGCUGGGAUAGUGAAAGGGAAAAAAGUAGCUGCAAACAUCAAAAGUGCUAUGAUUGUGCCUGGUUCUGGUCUUGUCAAGGAUAAGGCGGAAGCUGAAGGGCUGGACAAAAUUUUCACUGAUGCGGGUUUCGAAUGGAGAGAGGCUGGAUGCAGUAUGUGUCUCGGUAUGAACCCUGAUAUAUUGGCUCCCCAGGAGCGAUGUGCCAGUACGAGCAAUCGAAACUUCGAAGGCCGACAAGGAGCUGGUGGACGAACUCAUUUAGUUUCACCAGUUACCGCUGCGGCUUGCGCUAUUGUGGGAAAACUUACCGACGUACGGAGACUUGCUGAGCACAAUUCAACCCCACGACCGGCUUCGCCAACUCCAGUCACCAUUAAACCCCAUGUUGAUGAGAGGAUUAACACUGAUGACGAAGAGCGAGAUCAUAUUGCGGAUCAACCAGCAGAAAACGAUGUACCACACACCAACACCAUGGCUGCUGGCUCGGCUAAAGGAUUGCCGAAGUUCGAAGUCCUGAAGGGUAUCGCUGCUCCUCUUGAGCGUGCAAAUGUCGACACUGAUGCCAUCAUUCCAAAACAAUUCCUGAAAACAAUUAAGCGCACCGGUCUUGGUUCAGCUCUAUUUAACGAAAUGCGAUACAACGCCGAAGACGGAAGCGAGAAACCAGAUUUUGUUCUCAACCAAGAGCCAUAUAGAAGAUCUAAGAUCCUUGUGGUUACCGGUCCAAAUUUUGGUUGUGGCAGUUCGAGAGAACACGCUCCAUGGGCUCUGUUAGAUUUCGGCAUCAAAUGCGUCAUUGCCCCUUCAUACGCAGAUAUUUUCUUUAACAACACCUUCAAGAAUGGCAUGCUUCCAAUCGCCAUUGAUAAUAAGCAUGACAUCGAAGCUAUCGCCGAUGAAGCACGCGCUGGCCGAGAAAUCGAAGUUGAUCUUCCAAAUCAAUCGAUCAAUGAUAGCACAGGCAAGAAGAUCUGUGGGUUCGAAGUCGAAGAAUUCCGAAAGCAUUGCUUAGUAAACGGCCUCGAUGAUAUCGGCCUUACCAUGCAGAUGGAAGACAAGAUCCUGGCGUUCGAGAAGAAGAUGACCACAAAGACUCCUUGGUUAGACGGCCGCGCUUACCUGAAGCGUGGUAAAAAUGGAAAGUUGGCGGUUAAGCCUGCGCCUGUACCAAAAACAAAUAGGGGGGAGGCGAUUAAGGAACCUCUCGAUUGGUAG
Molecule: messenger RNA, 2331 nt
Organism: Glarea lozoyensis ATCC 20868
Lineage: Eukaryota; Fungi; Ascomycota; Leotiomycetes; Helotiales; Helotiaceae
Product: Aconitase iron-sulfur
Exons: 4
Coding region: 1-2331 (776 amino acids)
Biological process (GO): L-leucine biosynthetic process
Cellular component (GO): 3-isopropylmalate dehydratase complex
Molecular function (GO): 3-isopropylmalate dehydratase activity; 4 iron, 4 sulfur cluster binding
Source: RefSeq, a predicted model, not a curated record